AAAUUGGAAAUUGGCAAAAAAGGAUCGCCACAAGGUGACAGAUUGAGAAGAGGAGGCAACGAAAAAGUGUGAUCUACGCCACGCCCCCGCCGCCAAGAAUGAGCAACAUGAAGGGCGGCUUCUCCACACUGAAUCGCUGGUUUGGCCGCAAAAAGGACAAAUCAGGCAGCAACAACAGCGCAUCGAUUGGGAAUCUGUCCAAGUCCACCACACAGCUGCACCAUCUGUCCAGGGAGAUGGAAAUCAGUGAGGCUAGUCAGCUGGAGUACAAUCGCAUCACGCCCAUACCGGCGGUCACCAGCAGUGCGCCCUUCGAGCAGACCUUCCGCAUCACUGUGCUGCUGCCCAAGGACCAGCUGUAUGUGGCCCGGCUGGGGGCACGGGUGCCGCUGCGCAAGCUCCUCGAGAUGGUCUGCGACAAUAAGGAGUUGGAUCUGAACAAGUACGAGUUCCGGAGUCCAGUGGAUGCUAGUCAGGUGUACAGCUGCGAGUCGACCAUCGGGACUGUGGGCCUCUCAGAGAUUCGACUGUGCCACAAGUCCGAGUCCUAUGACAGCUUCAACGGCGAUGCCAUGGCCAAGUUCCAGCGCACGGGCACCGCCCGCGACUCGCUGAGCAGCAGCUCGGACUUUAGCAGCAGCCGCAACUCGAAGGUCACCGCCAAGACGCCCAGUCCCUACAGUUCCACCAAUUCGCUUAACUCCAUGGACUCCACCGGCAUGAACUACACGCGCACGCCCGUCUUUGUGCCCGCCCCGCCCGCCAAAGUGAUGGCCCCGCCGCCGCGCAAGAAGCGUGUGGCCCCACGCCCGCCCAGCCAGCACUGCAUCCCGGAGCAGUCCGUACCGGAGUCGGAGCCGGAGAGAGCCCCAAAGAGUGCGGCAGAGCCCGCGUACGCGGUGAUCGUGAAGCGUCCACAGCUGUGCAUGUCCACGCCGAAUCUGUCCAGCCAACCGCCGGAGCUGCUGGACUGCAAUGGGAACAGCGCCAAGGCAUCCCCGGUGGAUGCAGCGGACGCCGACGGGCACUAUGCCACGCUCGACCUGAAGCGAGCCUCGGGCCCGGUAAGGGGUUCGGUUACGAGCACACUUUCCGGCCAAGGACAGGGCCAGGGACCGGAGCCGACGCCCCGCCGUCGCCUUUUGAAUAUCAAGAAGAAAGCGGCCCCGGCCCCGCCCUCCGGGUUCGCGGGUGCACUCGCUGGAAACGGCAGUGGAAACGCAUCCGGAGCAGACACCAUAUCGCUGGCCUCCACCACAAACUCGCUGUCGGAGACGCUGGCGCCCACCACACCGCAGCCAGCACCGCGGAUCACCACCCCGCUACCCACUGCCACACCCACACCCAUUCUCCCUCCCACACCCACUCCCGCUUUGCCGACCAGCUCUCCACCAGCUGUUGGAGCCAUUGGAGCUCCCAUAAAUGUGUCCCAGAACGUGUCCAAGGUGCUGCUCAACCGGACGCCCACACCGGAGCCCCGCUCCCUGGGCAGUGCCACGGAGGAGGACGACAACGAUGCUGCUUCCAAGCAGGCAGAUUCCGGCAUCGGAGAGCCCGCACCCUCACCCUCGCCCGAGCCAGAGGGGCCCGAAAAGUCCCACAUGGAGUCCAGCUCGGAGGACGACGAGGCCAUCAAGGUGUACAACUUCAAGCUCUGCAAGACAUCCGUCAAGGGAGAGCAGCCGCUGGCCAACAGUUUGGCCGAGCUGGCCGUUCUCACAGCAGCCGCCCAGGAGGACGACGACGAGGAGGGGGAGCAGCAGGCGACCUCCACUCUGGCCACGCCGACCAGCGCCAGCGAACAGACGUCGCUCUCCUCGUGGAACUACUCGGUGCCGAUAUCUCCGCCGCCGGAUUUCUCGGAUCCGCAUGCCCGCGGAGCGACCAAAAGCGGAGCCACCAGCCCCGGCUCGCCGCUGGACGAGAUCGUGGACGAGCUGUCGGCCAUCAUCCAGCAGCAGCGCCUCGACACGCUCAUCCGCAAGCAGCCCGAACAGACGGAAAUCGAGGCGGCAAAGCCGAACCGUCUGACCAACUUCAGCAUUGCCACGGCCAAGUCCACAACGAUCACGUCCAGCACGACCGCCAAGAAGGUCAGUCGGUCUGACUCCUUCCAGGCGGCAGCGGCCCAGGAGAGGGCGUCCAGAACCCUGAGCCAGCGCAGCUCAUCGCACAUAUCCCUCAAUAAAAUCGAUCAGAAUGGACUCGGAAACGCGGCCGGUCCCAGGCGCUCCUCCAGCGAGCUGAGCAUAGGGGAGACGCCUUCGCUGCAGAGCUUCGAGGUGAUUAAGACCAUCCUGAACUCCCGCCAGAAUAGCCUGACCGAGAGCAGCGGCGGGCUUGGCAGUGCAUCCCCCGCCAAGGAGGUGGAGCAGGCGGCCCUGCUGUUAGAUCAGCCAAAUAGCAGCCCCACAGCAGUCGCCAGGCUGGAGCGCCAACCCUCGGCAUCUGGCCAGGCCAAACGAUCAAUGACAGCAGCUGGAAGCACAGAAACACCACAGCAGUCUCCUCCUCCUCCAGUCAAGGCCCUCAAAGAGCAGUCGCCUCCCCCAGCUAAGGCCGUGAAAGAGCAGCAGCAGCAGCAGUUGGUUCCACCCACAGCCAAGACCGUGCAGGCAGCAGUCGCCGCUCCUGCUAAGGCUGUGAGUGAACCGAGUGCUUCUGCAGUCCAGAAACCGCCCUCUCCAGCUUCGUUGAGAGCCAGCCCGGCCAAGGAACAGUCACCACCAGUCACCGUGACACCUCCGCCCAAAGCAAUCAAGGAGCAGGCAUCGCCCAUACCCAAUCGCGCCACGACCGCCUCUCCAGUCAGCCCCGUCGCCCUGCGACCAACUAGCAGCAGCAGCAGCGACGUCCAGACACAGAAACAGAUAGACCAUUUCGCGGACACAAUCACAGUCACAUCGCCCGUAAAGACAGACCCACCAGCUGCGAAACCCCUUCCGCCCCAAUAUCGCUACUCGGGCCCACCCAACAUUAACUUUGGGGCAUGGAGCGAGAGACCCAAGUCGCAGGUGGCCAUCAAGAACGAGGGCGAUUACAUAUUCGGGGGAGCAGGAGCCACCCCCGCACCGUCUCCAGUCAAACUGACCAUCGAGGUGGCAUCGCCAAUGCUCAGGAUGGGUAUACCGCAGCGCAAGGAGUACCAUGUACCCAUCACAGUCAAGCCUCUGCGGGAUGUCACAGCGUCAGCAGUAUCGGAAAAAGCAGCAGCACAAACAGCAGUCCCUGCUCCAGUCCCAGCUCCCGCAUCCCCAUCUCAAGCACAAACACAGGCCGCCUCUACAGAGCCCAUCACAUCCGCAGGCCAAGUUCAAUCCUCGACAUUGCCAAGACCCGCAAAGAGCAAUCGUUUCACCCUGCCCGCAGGUGGUGGUGGUGGAGUCGCCUCCACUCAGGCGACCAACAACUCACUGCCACGGCCUGUUUCCACCCUCGAGAGAACCAAGGCCCCAGUCGAUCCCUCUCCAGCGCCAGCGCCAUUCGGACAGAACACCCUGAGGCGGACGGGCUUCAAGGAGCGCAUGCUGGCCAGGGAGCAGCUGGAGCAGGAGCAGGCCCUCAGUGUUCGUGUCUCAGUCAAUGGGAGGUCUGCAAGUCCAGCUGUAGCCUCAAUUCCAGCUCCCCUCCCAGCUUCAGCUCCAAUUCCAGUUACCACUGCAGUCGAAGUGCCAGUGCCAGCACCAGCACCAGCACCAGCGCAGGUUGCAGCUCCAGCGCCAGCGCCAUCUAUGACCGUGCUAAAGACCAGCACGGUGGAGCUGAAGCUCCAGGAGCCCGAAGCACAGCCACAGACAGCCAAGUUCCAGGUGAAGCUGCGAUCCACAAGCGGUCCAGCGGCUGCAGCGAGGACAGCGACAGCGACAGCGACACCGCCGCCACCGCCUCCACCGCAAAUGGGAGUGACACUGAAGCCUCUGAAGGCAGCGACAGGAGCAGGACGCAGUCAAUCCAGUGAGGAUCCGCGCUCCCAGCUGCUGGACGCGAUACGGAACUUCAAGCGCGACGAGCUCAACCGCUCCUGAGCGGUCACACAAAAGAGGAAGCGCUCAAAUUGUAUUGUUUUGUUUUAUCGAUUAUCGUUAGCAGUAAAUCAGCCUCAAAAUUUACUGUUGAUUUCUUUUGAUUUUUCCAUUGUAAAUAAUCCGGAAACUCGGAUCGAAUUCGCAGAUGUUGUAUGUAUAUCUAAAGAUGAAGUAGAGAAUGUUUAUUUUUUUUUAAACCGUAUUUUUUUUGUGUACCGUACCACAUUGAUUUUUUUUAACUAAUCUUAGUUUUUGUUAUGAAAUAUGUAGUUUUUUUUUUACACUUUUGUUUUAGUCAUUAGGUCACAAGAACCCAAAAAAAAA
This is a messenger RNA of Drosophila obscura, 4349 nucleotides long. RefSeq names its product mucin-5AC. Lineage: Eukaryota; Metazoa; Arthropoda; Insecta; Diptera; Drosophilidae. The record is from RefSeq and is a predicted model, not a curated record.